Messenger RNA from Brassica oleracea var. oleracea, 2994 nucleotides. RefSeq lists its product as uncharacterized. Lineage: Eukaryota; Viridiplantae; Streptophyta; Magnoliopsida; Brassicales; Brassicaceae. The transcript is spliced from 7 exons. Bases 198 to 2795 code for a protein of 865 amino acids. The record is from RefSeq and is a predicted model, not a curated record. Gene Ontology annotation, cellular component: nuclear pore.
UUGCUUCUCUAUAGAUUCGCCAUUCUCUGUCAGUGGCUCAUAUCCUCUAAUCAACAAAAACGCAAAAAAGAAUAAUAAGGAAAGAAUAAAAAAUCGGAAAUUUCAGUCUUCUGUGAAGAAGAAAAGGAAGAGGAAGAAGAAGAAGUAUUCACAUUUUGGUUGCAGAGAUUCUGCACUUGUUGGUUUGAUAGGCAAAAAUGGUUUUGGGGUUAAGCUCGAAGAACAGAAGAGGCUCCUCCUCCUCCUCCAUACAAGUUGAUUACUUGAUCCACAUUCAUGACAUCAAGCCUUGGCCACCUUCUCAGUCCCUUAGAUCACUGCGCUCCGUUGUAAUCCAGUGGGAGAAUGGUGAGCGCAACUCAGGGACAACAGAUGCCGUUGCUCCUUCUCUUGGCGAAGGCAAAAUCGAAUUCAACCACUCCUUUAAGCUUCCCCUAACCUUGUUGAAAGAUGCGUCUGCUUCUGCUCGGAACAAGGGGUGUGAUGUAGUAUUCUUCAAGAACGUCCUGGAGCUCAACUUGUACGAGGCUCGCAGAGAGAAAACACAUCAGCUCUUGGCUACUGCCACGAUUGAUUUGGCGGAAUACGGCAUUGUGAAAGACACCCUGAGCUUGACUGCUCCAAUGAACAGCAAAAGAAGCUACCGGAAUACAACUCAGCCUGUUUUGCACCUCUCUAUUCAACCCAUCCGUGCCACUUCUUCUUCUUCUAGGAACGGCUCCAAGGACGGUGGUGAAUCUGUUUCUGCCUUGAUGAACGAGGAAUACGAUAAGGAAGCUGAGAUUGCUUCCAUCACAGACGAUGACAUUUCCUCCCACUCCUCCUUGACUGUUGUUUCAUCUUCAACUUUGGAGUCUAAUGCUGCUUUUUCUGUGCCCACUGAAGAGGAAGAACAUGAGAGGAAGGUAAACAAGAGAUCACAAUCAGCAGCAUCUCAAGGAGACCAGAUUCCCUCCUCAGUUGAUGAUCUAUCUUCUGUGUUUAAUCUCCCUGUAGACGUUCCUGAUUCUGCACCCAACACUUGUGUCUCUGAUGAGCUCAAGGACUGUGCUAAGCUGGUAAACGGAGAGACCAAGUCUAUGCCUUUACACAACUCCGUAAACGCCUCCUCGCCUGAAACAACUAGUCAACAAGAUUUGGUGAGUGAUGAGGAAAGAGAGAGUACAAGAGUUGAGAAACCAAGGAAGGUGAAGUCUGUUAGGUCAUCCCUGGAGAUAUCUCGGAGCAAUAGCGAAAGAAAAGAAGCUAAGGUGUUUCCGCGCAACACCACCACGUUGGAGAGCAAAGUCAAGGACUUGGAAAGUAGAGUAAAGAAGCUUGAAGGUGAGCUAUGCGAGGCUGCAGGCAUUGAAGCAGCGCUCUACUCCGUGGUUGCAGAACAUGCAAGCUCAUCAGCUAAAGUCCAUGCGCCUGCUAGACGUCUUUUGAGGCUCUAUCUUCAUGCUUGUAGAGGAGAUAACCAUCUAAUUUCAAGAAGGGCUAAUGCUGCUAAAAGUGCUGUCUCCGGGUUGGUUACUGUCGCCAAAGCCUGCGGGAACGAUGUCCCUAGAUUGACAUAUUGGUUGUCAAACACUAUCAUUCUGAGGGCGAUCAUAAGUGAUAAUCAUUCUGAGGAACUGCCUGUUUCAGCUGGUCAAUCUGGACCAAAGACACAGAGACAAGGAUCAUCAUCCCUGACGUGGAAAGAUUCUUCCCUAAGAAAAAAGGACACCACUGGUGGCUGGGAUGACCCUGGAGCAUUCAUAACAGCCCUUGAGAAAGUGGAAGCUUGGAUCUUCUCACGCGUUGUAGAAUCCAUAUGGUGGCAGACUUUGACACCGCGUAUGCAGUCUUCGGCAGCCAAUGGUUCAGCAGCCUCAAAGAAGAAAAACUUUGGUAGAAGUCCGAGUUCGGUGAACCAGGAACAAGGUGACUUCUCAUUAGAGCUUUGGAAAAAGGCUUUCAGGGAUGCACACGAGCGUCUAUGCCCUCUGCGAGCUAGUGGCCAUGAAUGUGGUUGUUUGCCCCUCCCUGCGCGUCUCAUUAUGGAACAGUGCGUGGCUCGCCUGGAUGUCGCAAUGUUCAACGCUAUUCUUCGUGAUUCUGAUGAAAACUUCCCAACAGACCCUCUCUCUGAUCCCAUUGCUGACUCCAGGGUCUUGCCUAUUCCUUGUUCCAUUACAAGUUUCGGUUCUGGUGCCCUGCUUAAAAACUCGAUAGGAAACUGGUCCAGGUGGCUCACUGAUUCAUUCGGCAUCGAUGAUGACGAAGAGAAUAGCAGCUACGUUGGUACAUCUUUCAAGACUUUUAUUCUUCUCAAGGCGUUAAGUGAUCUAAUGAUGCUUCCAAAAGAUAUGCUCCUCAACACUUGUGUUAGAAAAGAGGUUUGCCCAAUGUUUGGUGCACCGUUGAUCAAGAGAGUCUUGAAUCAUUUUGUCCCGGAUGAGUUUUGCCCUGACCCAGUUCCUGUUGCUGUACUCGAAGCUCUUGUGUCGGAGGAGGAGGGUGAAGAGAAGGCUAUGAUCACAAGCUAUCCGUAUACGGCACCUCCUCCCAUGUACUCUCCACCUUCGGGGACUUCAAUAUCCACUAUCAUUGGAGACUUUGGACAGCCUCAAGCCCCUACUAAGCUAUGCAGAAUCAGGUCUUCGGUUACAAGAAAAUCCUACACUAGCGACGACGAGCUUGAUGAGCUGAGUUCGCCGUUGGCUGUUGUUCUUCUUCAACAGGCGGAUUCUAACAAGGUCAAUAAUGGCUGUGCAGAUGAGACUGUCAGGUAUCAACUUCUCAGGGAGUGUUGGACCAACAGGGACUAACCAACCAGACAUUGAUGUGUUUUUCUGUUUCAGUUCUCACUUACGGUGGUGUUAUGUCUUUGCCAGUUCGUUGUUGGUGUUGCUAUGUAGCACGAACUUUAAUUAUCACAAGUAACAGUAUCAAAGACAUGUUUGUAUCAGACACGUGCACGAGGUUGUAUAACAAGUAAGGCAAAUCUAUUCUAACACCACUAAAUAA